Messenger RNA from Didymodactylos carnosus, 1194 nucleotides. NCBI's taxonomy places the organism in Eukaryota, Metazoa, Rotifera, Eurotatoria, Philodinida, Philodinidae. The record is from the annotation of a GenBank genome assembly.
AUGACUGCAAGCACCUUUUAUUUAGCGUGCAAAAAUAAUAAUAUCGACGAACUUCAAACACAUUUGAAAACAAUAUCCGUAGAAGAUCUUAAUAAAAUUGAAUCAAAUGGGAGUACAGCUUUGCAUGUUGCCUGCUAUUAUGGACACGAAGAAAUUGUUAAAUUGUUGUUAGAAGCUGGUGCUUGUCGUACAAUAUUGAAUAUUUAUAAUUGUACACCAUAUCAAGAAGCAAAAACAGAUAAUAUCAAAGAAUUAUUUAAUCGUAUUACCAAUAAUGAUAAUGAUUCACGAUUUGUUGCCAAUUCUGGUAUUAUGGAAUGGAUACGAAUAGAUGAACAAGCAGCAAAAAGAGCUAAUGAUUUUAGAAAUGGUUUAGCUGUACAUAAAAAAUCAAGUAAUUUUCUCACUUAUAUAAGUGAAUUUAUAUUUGGAAAUCCAAUUACAACAAAAUUAUUAGCCUAUACUAGCGAAAAAUUAAAUAUAAAUGAUCAAAAUGCUAUUAAUUGGUUUAUUAAUCAAGCAAUGGAAAAAAAUGAUUAUGUAUACUUUAUAAAAGCAUAUACAGCUGAAACAAAAUUUUAUCGUCGAAUCAAUAGUGAUUUAGCAUGUUUAAGUGAUAAUGAAUAUAAAGCAUCAAUGAAAAAAUAUCUUAGUUCAAUAUCACGAACACUUUUCGAAAGUAAUUAUGACAAAGGAGCAUUUUCGGAUCAGAGAAUUCGAUGGACUUCGGAUGCAACAUUGAUAUUUACAGGUGCUCUUCUACAUGAUACUGAACUACGAAACCAAUGUUAUUUUAAAGGUACAACAUAUCGUGGUAUGCAAAUCACAAUAGAUGAACUUGAACAAUACAAAAUAAAUACGUGCAUAUUGACAAAAUCAUUUUUAUCAUCAUCAAAAAAUAUUAAAACUGCAAUUUGUUUUGCUUAUGGUGAUAAAAUACUACGUCAAAAACCAGAUGGUGAAUUAAUUAAAUAUCCCAUACUAUGUAAAUAUAUUUUCAACACUCCGGAAUAUGCAUUUGAUAUUUCUACGAAAUAUUCCGAAUAUCCACAAGAAGAUGAAGUUUUAAUACUCCCGUUUUCUUCAUUCCGUAUAAACAAAAAUGAACAAAAUAGUACAAAUGAUAUGAUCGAAUUAGAACUCGAAGAAUGUCAAUUCUCCUAUUGGCAAUAUUUCUCUAAUUGGUUCAACUAA